AUGGUUUCCAUCGAAACCAGAUUCCAUGGUCGUGACGUAAAAUUCAGCCCCUCCAAUCCAGCCCUCCUUGUCGUUGUAGUCUUUGACCCACUCCCUAUCCUCUCUGGUGGACCACUUAAGUGUGGUCACCUUAUCAUCGUCAAUGAGUUCCAAUCCCCCGACAUCAGCAUCGUCUACUACAGCACCUCCGAGGGCCUCAACGAAUGCGCCUGGUCCAAGUUCAACCCCGAAAUCCUCAUUGCUGCAGGCAGCGACACCAAUGUCAAGCUAUGGACCAUUGGCGAAGGAAACCUCCCAACUAUCUACACCUUCGAAGAUGACAAAAAAAUCUAUUCCUCCAUCUGGAGCCCCAAGGAUGGCAAGAUUUUUGCAUGUGCUGGCCAUGGGAUCCUCCACAUCAACGACAUCCGCAUUCCCCGUUUCGUCACUAUAGCUGGAUUUGGUCACGAUGUCCGUUCUUGCGACUGGUGCAAAUACAAUGAAACCCGCAUCGCCACCGUCGAUGAAUUUGAUGGCCACAUCAGGGUAGGGGACAUUAGGUACAGUGUCAACCCUUGCAGUGUCAGUGGCAUUGAGCCUACCAGAGUCAUCAACACGGACAGCAGUCACCUCCGGUACCAGGAGGAGAUCCAGAUCUCAUCAUGUUUGGGAAAUUUGGAGGUGGCGUUGUGGAACUAUCGGGUGGAGGCCCAUCAACAGAGAAGUAUGUUCAUCAUAAGGGACCUGUGCAUGGAUUGA
Molecule: messenger RNA, 738 nt
Organism: Magnolia sinica
Lineage: Eukaryota; Viridiplantae; Streptophyta; Magnoliopsida; Magnoliales; Magnoliaceae
Exons: 2
Coding region: 1-738 (245 amino acids)
Biological process (GO): protein import into peroxisome matrix
Cellular component (GO): peroxisomal matrix; cytosol
Molecular function (GO): protein binding
Source: RefSeq, a predicted model, not a curated record